AUGCGGGGGGCUCCUGGGAACCGGGCUGCAGCCGAGCUAGCGCGAGCCAGGCGCAAGCGCGCACGGACCGCCCGCCCGAGGGCCCCCCCCGCGCCCCCCUACGGCCCACCCGGAGACCCCCGCGCAGUCGAUUCCGGAUCCCCGGCCGCCGGCGGGAGUGCUCCCGGCGGGAAGAAAGCGCCCCCAGGGCGGAAAGGAGCGGAGCCGAGAACAGCUCUCGCGCGCCGGCCGGGGACCGAGUCCACGCCGGGCUGCGCCGCGACCACCAUGCCGGGCAUGCUCUGCAAAAACCCGGACCUCGAGUUCGACUCGCUGCAGCCCUGCUUCUACCCGGACGAGGAUGACUUCUACUUCGGCGGCCCCGACUCGACGCCCCCCGGGGAGGACAUCUGGAAGAAGUUCGAGCUGCUGCCCACGCCCCCGCUGUCGCCCAGCCGUGCCUUCCCGGAGCCCAGCCCCGAGCCCCCGAGCUGGGCCACCGAGAUGCUGCUGCCCGAGGCCGACCUGUGGGGCAGCCCGGCCGAAGAGGACGCGUUCGGCCUGGGGGGCCUGGGCGGCCUCACCCCCAACCCGGUCAUCCUGCAGGACUGCAUGUGGAGCGGCUUCUCCGCCCGCGAGAAGCUGGAGCGCGCCGUGAGCGAGCGGCUGCAGCUCGGCCGCGGGGCGCCGGCCGCCGGGACCUCCGCCCCGGCCCCCUCAGUGGGCGCCGCCAGCCCUGCGGGCCGCGGGCCGGGCGCGCCGGGGGGUGCGGGCCGGGCGGGGGUCGCUCCGCCCGCCGAGCUCGCCAGCCCAGCCGCCGAGUGCGUGGACCCCGCCGUGGUCUUCCCCUUCGCGGGCGGCCAGCGGGAGCCGGCCCCCAUGCCGGUCGUCCCGGCCGGAGCCCCGGCGCCUGGGCCUGCGGUCGCCUCGGGGUCGGGUGCCGUCGCCCCGGCUGGUGCCCCAGCGGCCGCCCCUCCGCGCGCAGGCGGCCGCCCGGCCCGCGGCAGUGAGCACAAGGCGCCCAGCACCUCCGGGGAGGACACGCUCAGUGACUCAGAUGAUGAGGAUGACGAGGAGGAGGACGAAGAGGAGGAGAUCGACGUGGUGACGGUGGAGAAGCGGCGUUUGUCCUCCAGCAGCAAGGCCGUCACCACCUUCACCAUCACCGUGCGCCCCAAGCCCGCAGCCCUGGGCCCGGGCAGGACCCCGCCGGGGGAGGUCCUCCUCAAGCGCUGCGUCCCCAUCCACCAGCAGCACAACUACGCGGCGCCGUCGCCCUACGUGGAGAGCGAGGACGUGCCGCCCCAGAAGAAGACCAAGAGCGAAGUGUCCCCGCGCCCCCUCAAGAGCGCUGUCCCUCCAAAGGCCAAGAGCCUGAGCCCCCGCAGCUCCGACUCGGAGGACAGCGAGCGGCGCCGCAACCACAACAUCUUGGAGCGCCAGCGGCGCAACGACCUGCGUUCCAGCUUCCUCACGCUCAGGGACCACGUGCCAGAGCUGGUGAAGAACGAGAAGGCUGCCAAGGUGGUCAUCUUGAAGAAGGCCACGGAGUAUGUCCACUCGCUGCAGACCGAGGAGCACCAGCUGCUGCUGGAAAAGGAGAAGUUGCAGGCGCGGCAGCAGCAGUUGCUCAAGAAGAUCGAACACACUCGGACUUGCUAAACGGUUCUCAAAACGGGACACUCACUGCCACUUUGCACAUUUUGCUUUUUUUUUUAAGACAAACAUUGUGUUGACAUUAAGAAUGUUGGUUUACUUUCAAGUCAGUCCCCUGUGGAGUUUGGAUCUGGGUGGGGAGCAGGGCGUGUGGGGGUCCUGCCGGGACCUCGGGGGCAGGCUGCGUGGCGCUGGUGGGCCUCGCGGCGUCUCCACGGCCAGGUCCACGGUGGCAGUGGAAGUUCAAGACGAGCCGGGAGCCCUCGGGGCUGUGGAAGUCACCUGGUGUGUUCCAAGUUUCCAAACAACCGAAAGUCAUUCCUUUUAAAAAAUGGUGCUUAAGUUCCAGCAGAUGCCACUUGUGGGGGUUUGCCGUUCGAUACCCCUGGGGAGCAGUUUUGUAAAUACCACUGACACACCCGCCUUUUGUACAUGUCCCGGGUGAGGAGAGGUGGCUUUCGCGGCCAGUGUUAGACUGGAAGUUCAUAUCUAAGUACUGUAAUACCUCAAUGUUUGAGGAGCAUGUUUUGUAUACAAAUAUAUUGUUAAUCUGUUAUGUACUGUACUAAUUCUUACACUGCCUGUAUACUUUAGUAUGAUGCUGAUACAUAACUAAAUUUGAUACUUAUAUUUUCGUAUGAAAAUGAGUUGUGAAAGUUUUGAGUAGAUAUUACUUUAUCACUUUUUGAACUAAGAAACUUUUGUAAAGAAAUUUACUAUAUAUAUAUAUGCCUUUUUCCUAGCCUGUUUCUUCCUGUUAACGUAUUUGUUCAUGUUUGGUGCAUAGAACUGGGUAAAUGCAAAGUUCUGUGUUUUAUUUCUUCAAAAUGUAUAUAUUUAGUGCUGCAUCUUAUAGCACUUUGAAAUACCUCAUGUUUAUGAAAAUA
This is a messenger RNA of Choloepus didactylus (southern two-toed sloth), 2522 nucleotides long. It is a transcript of the gene MYCN, whose product is annotated as MYCN proto-oncogene, bHLH transcription factor. NCBI's taxonomy places the organism in Eukaryota, Metazoa, Chordata, Mammalia, Pilosa, Megalonychidae. The transcript is spliced from 3 exons. Bases 1 to 1641 code for a protein of 546 amino acids. Gene Ontology annotation, molecular function: RNA polymerase II cis-regulatory region sequence-specific DNA binding; protein dimerization activity; DNA-binding transcription factor activity, RNA polymerase II-specific. The record is from RefSeq and is a predicted model, not a curated record. Gene Ontology annotation, biological process: regulation of transcription by RNA polymerase II.